Messenger RNA from Perca flavescens (yellow perch), 1840 nucleotides. RefSeq names its product protein phosphatase, Mg2+/Mn2+ dependent, 1J (gene ppm1j). NCBI's taxonomy places the organism in Eukaryota, Metazoa, Chordata, Actinopteri, Perciformes, Percidae. Gene Ontology annotation, biological process: protein dephosphorylation. Gene Ontology annotation, molecular function: [pyruvate dehydrogenase (acetyl-transferring)]-phosphatase activity. The record is from RefSeq and is a predicted model, not a curated record. The coding region runs from base 103 to 1605 and encodes 500 amino acids. Gene Ontology annotation, cellular component: mitochondrion. The transcript has 10 exons.
GAAAUGCUUCUCGUCACUGGCUGUGUAUUGUUUGUUUUCUCUCUCUAACGUAACAUCGCAUCGCGUCUCAUUUCCCGUCCGGAUCUUUUGCUGUCGGCGCUGAUGAUGAUCAGCAAAGUUAAAAACGCCAUGUCCACUCUGGUGGGAGGGAUGAUGCCGCACGGACACCACCACCACCACCACCACAACCAUCACUCAGGUGGUGGCCAGACCUGUGGACCGGACAGCCUGCCGCCGCGCUUCCCCUACGGCCGGCCGGAUUUCUUGGACCUCACCCCGGAGCUCCUGCAGUACUCCACCGAGCACGCGUCACGGCCGGUGCUCACGUUAAAGAGAGACAGCAGGCUUCCCUGGCGGACAGGAUACGCAGAGGUGAUCAAUGCGGGGAAGAGCAUGCUGAAUGAGGACCAGGCCUCUUGUGAGAAAUUGUUUGUGAAGAAGCCGAGCAGCAAACAGCGCAACUCCUCCCUGCUGGAGGACAAUGGGGAUGGCACAGGAAUCCCUCUUCACUUUUGGGGCGUAUAUGAUGGACACGCAGGUUCUGGCGCUGCCAUCAUGGCCUCCAAGCUUCUUCACCGCCUCAUUAGAGACCGUUUGGGAGAAAUCUUCCACCUGCUGGAGAACCCCACCAGUGCACCUCCUAUCUGCCUAGCCAAGAACGGCAGCCCGUACCAGGUGGACACCAAGAAGGGAGCUGCACAGGAAACAGAAGACCCCGAUGCUGUCAACGACUCCUCAUUACGCUUUCAUAUGGAGAAGGUUGUCAGUUUGGAGAGCCUGGUGAUGGGAGUCAUAGAAACCGCCUUCACACAGAUGGAUGACCUAAUUGAAAAGGAAAAAUUGUCAUAUACCAUCUCUGGUGGGUGUUGUGCCUUAGCUGCCAUUUAUUUAAUGGGGAAACUCUACGUUGCCAAUGCUGGAGAUAGCAGGGCCAUAAUCAUACGAAAUAAUGAAGUUAUUCCCAUGACAAAUGAAUUCACACCUGAGUCAGAGAGGCAACGGCUACAGUAUCUGGGCUUCCUGAGGCCAGAGCUCCUGGGUAAUGAGUUCACUCACAUUGAGUUCCCUCGUAGGAUUCAGCACAGUGAGCUGGGCAAAAAGAUGCUCUACAGAGACCAAACCAUGACUGGCUGGGCUUAUAAGACGAUCGUUGAAGAUGAUCUGAAAUUCCCCCUGAUAUACGGAGAGGGUAAAAAGGCACGUGUCAUGGCGACAAUCGGAGUGACCCGUGGGCUGGGAGAUCAUGAUCUGAAGGUGUACAACUCCAACAUUUACAUCAAGCCCUUCCUCUCAUGCGUCCCUGAGGUGAAGGUUUAUAAUGUGGAUGAAAACAAACACGGCCCAGACGAUGUCUUGGUCAUGGGCACAGAUGGAUUGUGGGACGUAACAACAGACAGGGAAGUGGCAGAUGCUGUGUCAGCUUACUUAUCCUGCUGUGAUCCAUCUGAUCCCAUGAGGUACACUCUGGCAGCCCAGGACCUGCUGAUGAGGUCCCGAGGCGUGCUGAAAGAGCGCGGCUGGCGGCUACCCAAUGAAAGACUGGGCUCAGGCGAUGACAUCACUGUGUUUGUCAUCCCACUGGCGGGGCGGGAGUCAGAGACAUGACAAGGUGUUGCAGCGACCGCUAUUACAGGGAUCAUGCUUUAGGGUCCUUCCCACGGUCCCUCCAAGCUCCUUAAACCCUGGACCGAUGGGGCGGCGGGAGAAGAAAACACCUUUGUCACCGGAGAAGACUCGGGUCUGAGCCGCACCUUCAUCAACCCAGACCAACACAUUCUCACUCCCAGCGCUUCGAAAAGCGACGCUUGGUCAGGUACCUUUGGCGUUGUUAGUAGUCUAU